This is a messenger RNA of Capsaspora owczarzaki ATCC 30864, 1783 nucleotides long. RefSeq lists its product as hypothetical. The transcript is spliced from 7 exons. Bases 155 to 1630 code for a protein of 491 amino acids. Lineage: Eukaryota; Filasterea; Ministeriida; Capsasporidae. The record is from RefSeq and is a predicted model, not a curated record.
UUUUCCGUCCCUGUUCUUUGGUUCAUUGAGUGGAUCCUUUGUCUUUUGUCUUCUUCUUUUUUUUUUCCAAGUCGGUAGUUUGUUGUCUUGCUGUCUGUCCUGCUGUUCUGUGAGGUGGGAGUUUCCGUGCUAUAAAAGCCGAGGCAAGCGCGAAAUGAAGGUCAAUCCCAGUCGCCUCGUUGUGCAUGGCGCGCUGACGAUUGUCUCGGUGGUGAUGCCGAUGCGCAUCGAGGGCUUGCUCAAGUGCGACUGGUGGUACAUCUUCAUGCCGCUGCUGCUGUGGAAGGCCAUUGCGUUCGUCGGCGCGGCGGUCGGGGCGCACGCGUGGCUGAGCGAUGUUCGGCUGCGCAAGACGGUCGAACUCCUCCGCGCUCGGCAACAGCAGCAGCAGGGCUACCAGCCUCCACCAGUGUUGCUGGACAGCCAACACCAUCACACAGGAGGGCUGCUCCCUUCAACACCAGCAGCAGCAGCAGCAGCAGCAGCACAACCACCGCAGCCAGGCGCGUCAUCACAAGCUGCCGCAAUCCUGACGAGUAGACAUGUACCAUUGCCUCACCGCGCGACGACGCAACUCCGCGAAAUGCCGCCGAGCGAAGCGUACACGACAGACCGCGAGCAGCUCGCGCGGAACUGGCGCGGCUCGGGCGACCAGGAGGAGCAAGUGCUGCCCGCGGUUAGCAGCGCCGAUUGGUCUCGUGCUGAGGCCCUACUCCGGCUCACAGACAGGCAAUACCAAGUCUACGUGUCUGAAAUCACGAGCCAGUUUUCAACAAUGCUCUUCCUCACAAUCAUGCUGGGCUUGCUGCUCGGAGCAGAGAUUGUGAUUUGCCUCAAUCUCAACUCGUUCGACAGCGUUGUUAACAACCGCCCUGAACGAUUGCUCAUGCCGUGGUGGUGUGCCUUUUUGCCUCUGUGCUGCACAUCCUUUGUGGCCCUCGUCUCUGUCGUGGCUCAGCGACGACGUUCUGGCUCAGCUCUACCGUUGCUGGAGAUUACUUUCAUUGCUCUGUUCUUUGUCUUUUUGGUGGUGGGGCUCAAGCUCGAUGGUUGGAUCAACUGGAGUUGGCCGAUUGUGUAUAUUCCGAUCUAUGGCCUAUUAUUCAUCGGUAGCUUCAUUCUGACAAUGUACAUGAUCCGCGCUUGCAUUGCAAUUCGGCGCUCGCGAGACCACCGCGCUGUCGCCAUGGAGUACACGCGGCUGCUUGUCACUGCCCUCGGCGCGUUAUUUGUUUGUGUUCCGAGUCUUUUGUUUCAAAUCUUACUGCUCGUCAAGCUCAAUGGUCAUCCGCUGAGCACGUACGAGGUCUUUGCGCCGUCGACCCUCAUGUUUCUUUUCUUGUUUUCGACCGGGUUGGUCAAGCAGAAAGUUCGCGGCUGGUGGUUUGGUGCCAAUGUUAUGGAGUCUGUGUGGAGCGACACAAUGCACGAUAUCGUCGAAGAGGACGAGCUCAGUGAUGUGGACGGCACGCCCGAGCGCGGGUAUGGCACAAUCGCAACCGAGAUUUCCAGUGCACUGUCCGGCACCGCCAACCUCAUCAUCGAUGAAGACAAACGAUCCAUUGCGAGCGAGUCGAGCCUGGCAGAUUUUGCUGUGCCACCCAUAUUAUCGCUGGACGUACCUGAUUGAGCUCAGUUCCUUCGGUUUUUUAGGUUUUUAUUUUUGCUGUUCUUGACACUGAAUGACGCUUGGCCUAUCAAUUCGAUUUCGCUCCGGCUUCUUUCGUUUUUUUGUCUUGUUGUAGUUGUAUCAGCUGUUGUACAAGUAGUACUUUUUGUUUUC